Neltuma alba is the source of this 1095-nucleotide messenger RNA. RefSeq names its product ribosome-inactivating protein charybdin-like. The record is from RefSeq and is a predicted model, not a curated record. The coding region runs from base 97 to 1071 and encodes 324 amino acids. NCBI's taxonomy places the organism in Eukaryota, Viridiplantae, Streptophyta, Magnoliopsida, Fabales, Fabaceae. Gene Ontology annotation, molecular function: rRNA N-glycosylase activity. Gene Ontology annotation, biological process: negative regulation of translation. The transcript has a single exon.
UUAUUCUCCUCCUCCUUCUUCACGGUUUGCUGUGAAUUGCAGCAAGUUCAAGUUCAUCAGAAUUUGACCCACAGUUAAUUAUACGCACGCAUUACAAUGGUGGUGGAGUUUACAGAAGAGCUCAACGUUGAGACCAGCACCAGGGGAGAUUAUCGAGAUUUCAUUCAGAAUUUGCGAAGACGAUUGGGAGUGAGAUCUUCUCACAAUCGUCCUGCUCUUGCUGUUCAACGGAACCCACCCACUCGAUUCUUCGAUUUGGUUUUACGGACCAAUGAUCAUUCUGUGAGUUUCAGGUUUCGAAUGGACAACCUCUACUUGCUUGGCUACCAGAUGGAAAACGGCCAAUGGUUAGAGUUCGACAACAGGGACCGGAACAAUCAACCGGUGCAUCUGAUUACAGAACCUGGGACCAACUUCCUAGGUUUCGAUGGAAGCUAUGGUGGACUAGAAAGAGCUGCUCAUCAGACGACCGAGCAGAUGAGAGUUGGGGUCCACAGCCUAGACUACGCUAUAAAUCAACUUGCUGUAACAACAAGCGGGGAAGCUAGGGCACGAAGUCUAGUUGUUGUGAUUAUGAUGAUUUGUGAGUCGACCAGACUCAUCCCAGUAUUUAACUAUGUGGCUGACAGUUUUGACAACAGGCCUCGCACUACUCGUGACAGUGAAGGCCAGAUCCAACCUUGGAUUAUGGACCUAGUUCGAAGUUGGGAUCCUUUGUCUUCAGCAUUGUUGCGUGCCGAUGCUUACCCAGAAGAAAGGUUUCAACUUGGACCAAACAACAUACGAAUCCCGCCAGAGAACAGAGAAAUAAGAACUAUGGCCGAUGCUAUAGCAAUACUAGGUAUCUUGUUGGGACUUUGCUUCUAUCCCAAAGGACCAAAAAGGUUGCCCCGCAUGGCCUCUGCUGAUGAUGAUGAUGGACAGUGUUUUCUAGGGCUACCACUUUUGCAAGUUUUCUCAGUGCAGAUCAACAACAUAGAUGGUGAGGAUCCUGGGCAACUCUAUGGCACAAUUAUACUUGAAAACGGACUAUACACACAAUUCAUAUACAACCGCACAAGUGACAACUGAGUCCAUCAAGCCUGGUCAAAAUGC